GGGCCAGGUGCGCCUGCGCGAUCCUGUGAGCGUCAAGAUGGCGAUGGAGAUCCGGCUUCCUGUGGCCCGCCAGCGGCUCCCUGAGAGCCUGGACAGGGACACGCAAAAGCACUUGGUGGUUCCCGGGGACACGAUUACCACGGAUACCGGCUUCAUGCGGGGCCAUGGUACCUAUAUGGGAGAUGAGAAGCUUAUAGCAUCUGUGGCAGGCUCUGUGGAGAGAGUAAACAAGCUGAUUUGUGUGAAAGCUUUGAAAACAAGGUAUAAUGGUGAAGUGGGAGACAUUGUGGUGGGGAGAAUCACAGAGGUUCAGCAGAAGCGGUGGAAGGUAGAGACCAAUUCUAGGCUGGAUUCAGUCUUGCUUCUCUCAUCCAUGAAUCUUCCUGGAGGAGAGCUGAGAAGAAGAUCUGCAGAAGAUGAACUUGCAAUGAGGGACUUCUUACGGGAAGGGGAUCUUAUCAGUGCUGAAGUCCAGGCUGUAUUUUCUGAUGGUGCUGUGUCUCUACAUACCAGGAGUCUAAAGUAUGGAAAACUUGGGCAGGGAGUUCUUGUCCAGGUUUCCCCUUCUCUGGUGAAACGACAGAAGACCCAUUUCCAUGACUUGCCUUGUGGUGCCUCUGUGAUUUUGGGCAAUAAUGGCUUCAUCUGGAUCUACCCAACUCCUGAGCAGAGAGAAGAAGAAGUAGGGGGCUUUAUUGCCAAUCUAGAGCCAGUACCACUCUCUGAUCGGGAGGUGAUUUCUCGACUCCGAAAUUGUAUUGUCGCCCUGGUGGCUCAGAAGAUGAUGUUAUUUGACACUAGCCUUUUGUACUGCUAUGAAGCAUCUCUUUCCCAUCAGAUCAAGGACAUUUUAAAACCAGAGAUAAUGGAAGAAAUUGUAAUGGAAACUCGACAGAGACUUUUGGAACAGGAGGGAUAAGGAAAGGAAUCUGGAGAUGAAGAAUGCUAUAUAUUUUUGGCUGACGCAGUUUUUGGAUACAGCUUAGUUCUGUGUCUGGAUCUUAGUUGGAACAUGGCAAUUUUUUAGAUAGAAAUUUUGAUCAAUAAAUGCAAAGAAUACACUGUGAUGGACACCUAGCAUUAAGCUAAAUGAGGAGCCAAGAAAAGAAUCAUUUCAUCAACACUGACAGGCGUUCUUCUCUUACCUAUAACUGUUCUUUCUUUUUUAUCAGGGUGUUAAGAAAUGAGGGUGUUAAGAACAUAGGUGGAAAAUUGUGCCUUUGGACUCUUUAGUUGUAGUUUGAAUCCAAGCACUAGAUGGCAGUUUCAACUGAUUAAAAGUAUGUGAUGUUCCCUGCCAGACUGUGUUUCACUUCCUGGAAUAGUAAAGAGAAUCCUUUGUUUUCCACCCACCAUCAUUCAAACAUAACAAUGUAAAUAAACCCAGUGACCCAUGAAAUUGGCCCUAUAAAAGACAUAGCAACUCUGACCCCAAAUGUUACUUUUCAGGCUUG
Sarcophilus harrisii (Tasmanian devil) is the source of this 1454-nucleotide messenger RNA. It is a transcript of the gene EXOSC2, whose product is annotated as exosome component 2. NCBI's taxonomy places the organism in Eukaryota, Metazoa, Chordata, Mammalia, Dasyuromorphia, Dasyuridae. Gene Ontology annotation, cellular component: nuclear exosome (RNase complex); cytoplasmic exosome (RNase complex). The record is from RefSeq and is a predicted model, not a curated record. The transcript has 9 exons. Gene Ontology annotation, molecular function: RNA binding. Gene Ontology annotation, biological process: poly(A)-dependent snoRNA 3'-end processing; U4 snRNA 3'-end processing; TRAMP-dependent tRNA surveillance pathway. The coding region runs from base 38 to 919 and encodes 293 amino acids.